AUGACACGGAGCUGCUCGGCGCUGGGCUGCACCGCCCGCGACAACGGGCGCAGCCGCGAGCGCGGCAUCUCCUUCCACCAGUUCCCGGUGGACGCCGCGCAGCGCCGCGCGUGGAUCCGCGCCGUGAACCGCGUGGACCCGCGGAGCCGCCAGGCGUGGAGCCCCGGCCCCGGCGCCAUCCUGUGCUCGAGGCACUUCGCCGAGGGCGACUUCGAGCGCUACGGGCUGCGGCGGAAGCUGCGCCGGGGGGCCGUGCCCUCGCGCUUCCCCCCGCGCCCGGAUGCGCUGAGCCCUCGCAGCGGGAGCGGGCUGUCCCCGCGAGCCCUCAAGCAGCCGCUCCUGAUCCCCUCCGACGACGAGGUCGUCUCCGAGGAUCACAACUACAGCCUGAAGGAGGCGGCUGCGGCCGCUGCCGGGCAGCAGGCCCAAGGGCAGCAGGUAGGAGCGUGGCCCGAGGAGCAGCAGCAGCAGCAGCAGCUGGUGGCAGCGAGGAGGAGCCCCGCACCGCGGCCCAGGAACAUCUUCAGCGUCAUCAGGGAGCUGGCAGGGAAGAAGCGGUUGUCUGAGGAAAGUGUGAGUUUGCUGCAGGCCCAGUUUUCAGAUUUGCCUUGUGAGUCACAUAGCUGGAGACAUAUGACAGAAUACUCCCUGGAAAUGAAGCAAUUUGCUUGUGUUGUCCASCUUUACCACAAUAAGGUCUAUGACUACCUGCGGAAGAUUUUCCCCCUGCCUCAUCCUUCCAGCCUGACAAACUGGCUGUCUAACAGUGGUGCCGCUCCAGGCUUCAGCAGUGACAUUUUUGUUCGCCUCCAGGAAAAAGCGGAGAAGGGAGACGAGCCCUACCGCCACUGUGCCCUGUUGGUGCAGGACAUGGCCCUCCAGAGGCAGCAGGAGUGGGACACCCAGAGCCAGCGUCUCACGGGCUUUGUUGACUUAGGGGUGGGUGUCCUGGAUGCCGACGAAGCCCCGCUGGCCUCRGACGUGAUAAUCCUCAUGGCGGUCGGCAUCACGAGUCCCUGGAGGGCUCCUCUUGGCUACUUCUUUGUGCACAGCUUGAGUGGCCACCUCGUCGCCCAGCUGCUCCGCCAGGCCAUCAAUAAGCUGAACAACAUUGGCGUGGAGGUGCUGUCCGUGACAGCGGGUGCCACCGCGCGCGGGGCCGAGAYGGCCAGAGCUCUGGGGAUCCGCAUGGACCCUGAGAGGCUCCAGUGCACUUUCCAACACCCGCCCGGCUCUGCUCGUGACAUCACCUACUUCUUUGACACGUGCCACGCGCUGCAGCUGAUCAGGAACGCGCUGCAGUGCUUCCAGAAGAUGCAGUGGCUCRGGGAAGCAGCAGAGUGGCAGCACGUUGUGGAGCUUGCAGCCCUGCAAGACAGAAGUCUGUCAGAACUGUGCAAUUCCAGUUCCGGUGGUCCUGGAAACGGGCAGUGUUGCUACUUGAAGGUCAACCUCGCUACUCAGUUGUUCAGCGAGGGUGUUGCCGGUGCCCUGGAGCAUCUCCAGAGUCUGGGCCUGCCCUCCUUCCAGAACUGCAGCGGUACCGUCAAGUUUGUGCGUUUGAUGAGCCGGCUGUGCAGUGUGUUCCAGGGCAGAAGUCCUUCCGGCAGGGGACACAAAGGGCCUUUGCUAGCUGGAGAUUACAGCAAAAUCAGCCACCUCUUCAGUGAAGCCAGGAGCUUUUUCCUCACCUUAACAGACUCUGGGGGUAGGUGCAUUAUAAAAAGCAGACGCAAGCUGGGAUUCCUGAGUUUGCUGCUCAACGCUGAAAGCCUCACGUGGCUUUAUACCAAUUAUGUGCUGCCAGAAGGGCUGCCUCUGCAGUGCCUCCUGCCGCAAGCCUUCAGCCUCGAGCAGCUGGAGCUGUUUCUCCGUGCCCUCCAGCAGGCCUGUGCUGGCCACGGCCACCCCACUUGCGCCGCGUUCCAGGCGGCUUACGGCAAACUGCUGGCCGGCUGCAGCUUGGCACCGGGACCCUGCGGCAGUGGCUUUGGCGACGCGAGCUCCUUGGAUUUGCCUACUUUCUACAGGACAGACCUAACUCUGGGCAUGGUCCGUUCUCAGUAUGAUCCCACUCCUGGGAGGACUCUGGCGACGGAGGAUCCCUUCAGUGCCGGCCUCUUUGYGUGCCACUUGGCCCUGAGCAACGCUCUCACAGACCCGUCGCUACACGAGCAGAGCGUCGCCCRCGCCGCAGGAGCUGUGGCCGAACAAGUGGCCUCUGAUGUGCAAUGCGACGCGUGUGUUGCUUCUCUUUUUGAGUCAGAGGCGAGCGUGCUAAGGAGCGGGGCGGUGCUCUACAUAAAAAAGUCAGGUGGGGUGAGUCUGCCCUCUGUAAGCGUGCAGCACAUCGCACGUGUUUCUGAACGAGUCCUGAGGACGUGCACGCAAGGGCGAGGUGGCCACAUCAACUCCGAGCUCUGGGAUCUGCUUCUCCAACAGAAAAUUUUCUGUGAGCUUCUGGGACAAAAGAGGCCCCUCUUCCCCACACUCACAGACCAUUUCUUUGACAGGGAGUCAAGCCUCGACAAUCACUUUGUGGUCUUAGUAAAGAAAAUAAGUCGGUGUUACGUACAUGUCAGAACAAAAUAUGCCCAAAACUUGAAGUAUCCUUGGGGAAAGCCCCGAUGGAAGAGACUGAAGGGAAAACUCUCAUUUGCAUCACCCUUGCAUCAGUGCCAGUCAAGCCCAAGCUGGGUAGGGCCAUGACACCUCAUACACUGCUGGCAGCUGAGGGUUGCCCCUCUUUAGCCUUAGUUAGGUCCAGGUAACAUUAAGUUGCCAAAGACUAUGGGGCAACAGUUUGCAUGGCAAAACUCGAUCUGUUAAAUGGUGACAAGUGGGGCCAGUGCAACUGGUUCAGAUCACGGUUCACAAGAGCCAAAGAAGRAAGUUCAUUUCGCCAU
Nothoprocta perdicaria is the source of this 2906-nucleotide messenger RNA. It is a transcript of the gene THAP9, whose product is annotated as THAP domain containing 9. The transcript has 5 exons. The coding region runs from base 1 to 2709 and encodes 902 amino acids. Lineage: Eukaryota; Metazoa; Chordata; Aves; Tinamiformes; Tinamidae. The record is from RefSeq and is a predicted model, not a curated record.